UAGGAAGUGAAGAGAGGAGGGGAAGGAAGAGAGGGUAGGUAAGGGAAGGAGGAGAGUGUGUAAGGGAGGGGGAUGCUAUUGCAGUGAUUUAAAAACUUAAUUGUUUGGGAUUUCUAAGCCGGUGCAAGGCAAGUAGGCAGAGUCUGUACAGGCUUCUUUUCUCCUUUCUCCCUGCAGCGUGGGGGGCACAUUCUGUGAAAGUCAGGAGAGGCAGGGGGGAGUGAGACUUCUCACUUAGGGGCAGUCUGGAGGCCGGAUUUGUCCUUAGUGACUUUUUGAGUUGGGUUUAUCGAGGAUCACCAGACAAUUUUCCCACUAAGCAGUUGGACGCACGCUGACUCUCACCUGUACUCAUGGAGGGGGCAUCAGUAGCUAACCUUUAAGUCUUUCAAAACUAUUUUUCUGGACUUUGCCUUGAAGAACACAAAGUGCAGUCCCCUGUGUGGAUGAAUCAUGAGGUUAUCAGUGCCCUGCUACUCUAGUUGGCAUAUUCUGCUCUACCUCUGUGCCCUGCUGGACAAAGGUUGUUGCACAUGGACAUCUGGCACUCAAUACCGAUAUUCACCAGCACUGCAAGUCAAAACCAGGGAAUCCCUCACAACCCCCAGAAGGAACUGGUGCUCUGUACCCAUCAGUCGGACAGUGUCCUGCCAAGUUCAGAAUGGCACUUUCCUGCAGAGAGUGUACCAGAAUUGUCACUGGGCAUCAGGCUGCUCUGGGGGAAGUUACAGGACAGUUGUCCGACCAACUUAUAGACUCAGCUAUAAGUCGGUGACUGCAUUGGAAUGGAGAUGCUGCCCAGGAUACAGAGGAACUAACUGUGAGGAGGGCCCUGGGUCCCUGGCAGAUGUAGAGGAAGCUCCGCGUAUCCGGACUACCUUACAUAAAUUGUCCACUAGGGAAGGGGGCAGCUUCUCAGGAUGCCUGAACUGCAGUCAGAUUCCAGAGUUAAGUGAGCGCCUAAAUUCUUUGGAAGCUAAGGUUGCAACGAUCAUAGCAUCUGAUAUUACACAAGAGAUGGGAUCACCAUCUGGGCUAUUGGGAAGCACACCAGCACGUGGUAGUCCUGGGGAGGUGGGCAUGAAGGCAUCCAUGGCACAGCUGGCAAAAGGCUCCUUUUUGGCUCAGGAAGGUAGUAACACACGGAAGGCCACUAUACGGCCUAUAGGUACCCCUGGAAACCAGUGGUCACCUGGAAUAAAAGGUCCAGCUGGACCUCCAGGUCCCCCUGGCCCCCCUGGACGGGAUGGUCCUGCAGGUUCUCCUGGUGAGAGAGGCCCUCCUGGGCCAUCAGGCAUCCCUGCUUCAGCCAUGCAGAGACAAGUGAAUCAGGACCUCUUUAAUUCAAAUCACUUUGCUGAAAAUGGGGGACACAAUAUCCAGGGGCCCAGAGGACCUCCAGGUCCGACAGGGCCACCAGGACCACAGGGACAAACUGGACCACCUGGACUUAUGGGAAAAGACGGGUUACCAGGACGACCAGGUAGAGAUGGUCUUGGAGGAGAGAAAGGAGACACUGGUCCAGCUGGCCAGGAUGGAGAGCCUGGGGCAAAAGGGGACAUGGGUCCCCCGGGCCAGAAAGGUGAACCGGGAGAGAGAGGGGAGCCGAAACUGACGCAGGCUCUGGAACAGAACCAACACCAACGGGCAGUAGUGGAUUCUAUCGUGGAAGGCGCAAUGGCCCAUCGCUUUACAAAGUUUUGCCAUCACAGAAUGAUGAAGAGGAAGAUGAGAGCUAUUGAUGGUUUCCUCCAUGGUGCCAUUAACAACCUAAUUAGGUUAAUCUACCCUAUGUGGUUCUAUUUGUGCCUUAUUUCUAUUCUUUUAAAGAGAAAUAUGGAGGCCCACCGUUUUCUCCAAGCAGUUUUCAUGAAACACCUCUCAGGCCUGAACAUUAGGACAUUACCACAUGAAUACACAUGAAUUACCCAUGUUUCGUUGUUAUAUCAUAUCUGUGCUCAAGCAGGACAUGUAUAGGAAUCUAGGCCUGUUGUGGGUUAUCUGCAUAUUGGAUUGAAAAUAAUACAUUUUAUGUUACCUGGAAAACCCUCAGUACACCGGCACAGUGAAUUGCUGGCACUGUGAAAAAAUGGAUUUAGUUUGAUUACUGUAUCCAAAUCAGUCCUAUUGGGAGUCUAUAGGUGAGAAUAUUGAAAGACACAGAGCCAUAUGAUCCUACAAUUUUGGCCCGCAAAAAUGUAAUUGAAGCCUUUCAUAUUUUAAACAGUGAGAACAGAUUGGAAAAUCAUCAUUCAACUUCUUCCAAAAGUUGCUUGUUGUACUUACUAUGAAAUAAUUAGUCCGGUUAUCUAUAUGGGUAUCCAAGUGGUUAUCAAACGCCCAGGUCACAGCCAACAUUAUGCACUAUGAUCAAAAAGUGAAAUGCUGGUGAACAUAUAGUUACUGCAAGUCGUGUACUAGUGAUCACUUGACUGAAUCAUUUCUACCAUUUAAGCAGAAUAAACAUGCCACUAGAAAACCUCAGGAGCAUGUAUUUGGUACUAUAACACACUUGAACUUUCAGAAGUAAAAAACCCCCAGCUACAACUGAAUGUUCUUGUAAAUGGAAUCUGUGUAUCCUGAUGUUUAUUCCAGCAUCUCAUAGCCAAACUGGAAUUCCACACUCUAGUUCUGAAGACAGUGCACAUAUAGAGAAGAGAGGGAAGCAUUUGGUGGUAAUAUAUAAGUAUUUAAUUACAAAUGUACAGUACAUCAUCACUUACUAUGGUAAGAAUCAGUUUGACUGUUGGUGGUUACCUUGGAGAAUUUCACCAAGAACAGAUGGAAAGAAAAUUCCAGCAUAUCACUAACACUCAGGGAGAAAGUAAAAAAAUAAAUUGUUUUUCCAUUCCAGCAACCUGUCGCAAAAUUACAAAGGCAUUUCACACAAGGGGGUACCCUCUCAGUGGCAUCAUGAAGACUACAGCAGCUGGAACACAGGAGACGAAACCACAGAGGAUGCCCUCAGUUGUGUGUAACAUCUAUGGAACGGUGGAGCAGCAUGCUGGGAUGCAAGAACUUCUGAUUGCCUUAGUAGUGUCAGUGAUAUACCGGUCCGGGAUCAUUUCCCAGUUCUCCCAGCUGACCACCUAUGAGUAAAGUCAAUACAGGUUGAGUAUCCCAUAUCCAAAUAUUCAGAAAUACGGAAUAUUCCCGAAUACAGACUUUUUUUGAGUGAGAUAGUGAAAGCUUUCUGAUGGCUCAAUUUACACAAACUUUGUUUAAUACAGUUAUUAAAAAUAUUGUAUUAAAUGACCUUCAGGCUGUGUGUAUAAGGUGUAUAUGAAACAUAAAUGAAUUGUUGGAAUGUACACACACUUUGUUUAAUGCACAAAGUUAUAAAAAAAUAUUGGCUAAAAUUAUCUUCAGGCUGUGUGUAUAAGGUGUAUAUGUAACAUAAAUGCAUUCUGUGCUUAGACUUUCCAUCACCAUGAUAUCUCAUUAUGGUAUGCAAUUAUUCCAAAAUACGGAAAAAUCCGAUAUCCAAAAUACCUCUGGUCCCAAGCAUUUUGGAUAAGGGAUACUCAACCUGUAUAAUUCUCCCCUUACUGUAAGUGAUUCUGCACUUUUGUAAUUCUAAAUUAAAGUUUAUAAGAUAAAAAUACCCAAGAUGGGCUAAUACAUUUUGUGAUUUAUGUGAUGUUGUUUAUAACAUAAGAGAGUGUGUAAUUUUAUUAUUUGUUGUGUACACAUUUUAUUAUUUGAAAUCCACAAUGGUAAAAAACAACAACACUUUGUAUAAAUAAAUAAAACUUUUUUUUAUUGA
Messenger RNA from Pseudophryne corroboree (corroboree frog), 3766 nucleotides. RefSeq names its product EMI domain containing 1 (gene EMID1). Gene Ontology annotation, molecular function: protein binding. The transcript is spliced from 15 exons. Bases 454 to 1923 code for a protein of 489 amino acids. Lineage: Eukaryota; Metazoa; Chordata; Amphibia; Anura; Myobatrachidae. The record is from RefSeq and is a predicted model, not a curated record.